UGGUGUGUUACUUUCAUAGAGGGUGGAGUCCUCUCCUGAAAGGGAGAUAGAUGCCCUGCUCCUUUAUGAAAAACUGAAUUUGUGCUGUGUUCUGUUCAGAGCAGCUGCUGUGAGAGGGGAGAUUCCUUUUCCCAGAGGGCCUUGCCUUCCUUCACUGAUGAUUUUUGCUGAAGCAAUGAUGCCGUGCCUGUGGCUUAUACCAGGACUGCUGGUGUUCAGUCUGGCAGGUGCUAUAGAAAUCCAGGUCCCUGAUGACCCUGUGGUUGCCCUCUUUGGACGAGAUGCCACCCUCUGCUGUUCCUUCUCUCCCGAUGCCAACUUCAGCCUGGACAAGCUCAGUCUCAUCUGGCAGUUGACUGACACCAAGCGCCUGGUGCACAGCUUCUCUGGCGGGCAGGAUCAGCUAGCCGACCAGGGUGGAGGAUAUGUCAACCGCACGGCCCUCUUCUACGACCAGCUGCCCCAGGGCAACGUCUCACUGCUGCUGCGGAGGGUGCAGAUCUCUGACGAGGGCAGUUUCACCUGCUUUGUCAGAGUCCAGGACUACAGCAGCGCAGCUGUGAUGCUGCAGGUGGCUGCUUCGUACUCCAAACCCAAUUUGAAUCUGGAGCCCAACAAGAACCUGAAGCCGGGGGACCUGGUGACAGUGACUUGCCUCACCUUCCGUGGCUACCCGGAGGCUAUUGUCCUCUGGCAGGACGGCCAAGGCAACAACUUCACGGAGAACGUCACCACCUCCCAGGUGGCCAAUGAGGAAGGCCUCUUCGACGUGCAGAGUGUCUUGCGGGUGGUGCUAGAGCCCACCAGCACGUAUUCCUGCCUGGUGAGGAACCCUGUGCUGCAGGAAGAGACCCAGGCCUCCGUCACUAUCACAGGCCAACACCUCACAUUCCCUGCUGUGGCCCUGUGGGUGACCAUCGCUCUUGCUAUCUGCCUCCUUGGUUUGCUGGGUGCUUUGGCAUAUGUGUGCCGGAAGAAGAUUCGCCAGAGCUGUAAGGAAGAGGAAGAGAAUGCAGGCAUGGAGGAUCAGGACGAGGACGGAGAAGAACCCAAGACAGCUUUGCAGCCUCUGAAGAGUGCAGAGAACAAAGAAGACAACGAACAAGAAAUUGCCUGACAGGAACUGGAGCUGCACAAACAACACCUGGUGCCACAGCGUAGCAGGCAGCAUACCUUCAGAUUCUCCCAUGGGGAUGUACGAUAGGGAACACAGGAUCUUAUGAACAAUACAUCCCAGCCCUGUCAACCCUCACUACAUAUUCUGCCCGUAGAGACAACAGGUCACCAUAAACCCAUCCCCUCUCCACCCACAUGUACUUCAUAGACCUGGCUAUGCUACUAGGUUGGUCUCAUUUUUCUGUAGAUGUCAGAUAACUCUUCAUGCCUCACCAGUUUUUCUCUUCCAGGCUUAUGAAGCCCAAAAUCCAGUGGGCCUGCUUCUCUUGAAGGCUCAACAGCACUAGUGCAGAAUGGGUACCCCAUACUCUUAUUCAUGACUGUUCACACACGUUUUGCACUGUGUAAGUGACGACACGGAUGUAGAGCAAUGGGGAAUCAGGCUUACUGGGGGAGCCUAGGCAGUGACUGGAACCAGGCUCUGGCCUGCAAGGUGUUUUAACUCGUGUUUAUAUUUAAGGAUGUGUUCAAACUCUUUGCUGAGUCAGGUCAGAGUGCCCAGCACCUUUCCUGAAUGGAGCCCCAGUGCCUUAUUUUGGCACCAGAUGUCAAUGUCUUGGCCUUCAUAGUGCAUAAAUAAUGCAAGAACCAGUUCUGCUGCUGCUCUCCUGAUACCCCUGAGAACUGCAGCCCUCAGAUCCAUCCUGCCCAGGGAGGUCCUCCAUGCUCGCAACCCCCGGCUUGCCAAAGCCUCUGCUCUUCCCCCUCAUAUCAUCAUGGACCAAGCUCCAGGUUGUCCCCACAUUCCAAAUUCAGCUUUUAAAAAAGCAUGGAAGGGAUGAGAUGUCUUCCAGCGCACCCUAAAUACAGAGACCCUGAGAAUCAUUUUUUCUCCCCCUCCAAUCGGCCUUCCUUUCCAUCACCUCCGGGGGCCUGAAUUCCAACCACAACAACUCUCCUGCAUUCAGCCAAAGGGAGUGUGGGGAUAAUGGAACUGUCUGCCCCCAAUGUGCCUUUAGGGAUGAGAUUCAGUGGCUCCUUCCCAAAUCUCAAGACCUGAGGAGAUGAAGAGUGGGCUGGACAAGUUCUUUAAAGCUCCAUGGAGACAAAGAAUCCAGAUCCAGGCAGAAGAAGAGAUGGAGACAGGCCCAGCAGGGCCUUGGAGGAUCAAGUGCACGAGCUGGAAAGUAAACUUCAUGCUCGUAGCCCUGGUCAUGACAGAGGCACAGCUCCGGAGGUGCAUUAUUACUCAUAAUGUUGUAGCAUGGCAGCCAGCAGUUCUGAUUGUAUUUUCUUCCUUAAAGCAUGUGGGGACAGAUCUGUUUCUGAGAUAACUCCAUUAGGAACAAUGGUGCUAUGUCAGGGGUGGGUUUUACCUAGUGGA
This is a messenger RNA of Alligator sinensis (Chinese alligator), 2500 nucleotides long. It is a transcript of the gene CD276, whose product is annotated as CD276 molecule. The coding region runs from base 158 to 1117 and encodes 319 amino acids. The record is from RefSeq and is a predicted model, not a curated record. Lineage: Eukaryota; Metazoa; Chordata; Crocodylia; Alligatoridae. The transcript is spliced from 8 exons.